This is a messenger RNA of Naegleria fowleri, 741 nucleotides long. RefSeq lists its product as uncharacterized. The transcript has a single exon. The coding region runs from base 1 to 741 and encodes 246 amino acids. NCBI's taxonomy places the organism in Eukaryota, Heterolobosea, Eutetramitea, Acrasida, Naegleriidae. The record is from RefSeq and is a predicted model, not a curated record. Gene Ontology annotation, molecular function: protein binding.
AUGUCUUCCGUUCAUCAAGACGAGGAUGAAGCCGAUUUCAUAGCGCUCGAAAAUGAUGAGGAUUCUUCUUCGGGAAAGACUCAUCCAACACCGAUUAAACAUAUGCCUGUUGAUCUUGUUUGCUGCUUUCAUCAUAAUCUUCCCGAUCUGGAAAAUAUCAAUCCGACCUUCUUGGGUCCAGAAAAUGAAUUAACGCAUUGUCCCUGUGUAGUCGUAUUCGGUGGUACGGAAACAUUUGGAGCUUAUAUGCAGACAAAUUCAAUGUAUGUGUUGGAGUGUGGAAAUAUUGCAUCAAGAAAUCAAGUGGUGAGCUUGUGCAAUCAGGAACAGAUCAACUGUUAUGCAGAUGGAAAAUUAAUUUCGAACCAAAAGGGGAACGAUAAAUAUGAAUAUGAAAGUUCUACAUCAAAAUUCUCGUUGCAAUGGAAAAAAAUUGAGUAUGGCUCAUCUGAACAAAUUCCAAGUGCAAGAGAAUUUCCAUGUCUUUCAUAUGAGAGGCAUUCACAGAAAUGCUACUUAUUUGGUGGCUAUGGUGGACAUUACUUUAAUGACGUAUGGGAGUUUAAUUUGCGUAACAAAACUUGGACACGUUUAGUGACACAAGGAAACGUGCCAUCUGCAAGAUGUGGAUGUUCUGGAAUGGCUAACAGAUUUGGACUAGUGGUGUUUGGUGGUUAUAAUGGUACUUAUUUGGAUGAUUUUUUUUUUGGAUUUCAAAUCCAAAUCUUGGAUAAAAAUUGA